Perca fluviatilis (European perch) is the source of this 1598-nucleotide messenger RNA. RefSeq names its product syncoilin-like. Gene Ontology annotation, cellular component: intermediate filament. The coding region runs from base 206 to 1270 and encodes 354 amino acids. The record is from RefSeq and is a predicted model, not a curated record. Lineage: Eukaryota; Metazoa; Chordata; Actinopteri; Perciformes; Percidae. The transcript has 6 exons.
UCAACAAGCAGUGGAUCUUUAUUAGACCAGAGACUGUCAUUGAUCGGCAUAAACUGAACCUAGUGUCUGAGCACCAUGCUAUAGUCAAGCAGUCAUUUGCUGUUGGAGACAGACAACCUGCAGAGCUGUCCUUAAAGUUUAAAGCAAACCGUGUUCACAGCUGUCUGGACUGUCAUCUCCAAACAAACUUGUGUCUUAGAAGACUAUGGACAAUCAAACAUCAACAUUGAAUGGGAAAAACAUGGCAUCUAGGAUGGAGGACUCACACAUGGGACUUGUCGAGGAUGUCACAGACGGCAGCCAUACUGACUCUGAAACAGAGACGAUCAUGCCCCUAGAUGAGUGUACAUCACAUCCCAUACUACAAAUGGACCAGGCGGUAAUGGACAACGUGGGGCAGCUUUUCGACCACUGCAUCCAGCAGGUGUCCCAUCUGGAGACACAGAGGAACGAGCUGAUACAAGAGCUCCUCCGUCUGCAGGAACCCAUUCUGCGAGUUGUGGGGCACCUGAGAGGGAAGCUGCUAGAGACACAGAGGCUGCUCACGCUGGCUCAGAUGGAUUAUGUCGCUGUUUAUGAGGAAGUGAAGGAGGUGAAGAGGAAACUUUUUGCCACAGCCAGAGACUGCAUCCAGAGCCAGGUGACGCUGGCUGAACAGGAGUACGAGGUGGCUCAGUCUGCUGUGACACAGGAGGAGCUCAAAGCCCACAUCCAAAGUCUGAUCCAGGAGUUGUCCGAGCUCCAGGAGGCCCAGCAGAAGCAGCUGAACACCCUGAGGGACCAGGCCUCUAAACCCUGCAGGCCCAGGGCCACGAGUGACGUCAGCCAGUGCCGACAGGCGUCGGUCAGGCUGCAACGGCGGCUCAGUGGCAGUGUGAGGGCGCUGGAGGGCUGGUAUGAGCCUCGGCUCAUGGCCCUGCUGAAGAGAAGGCAGGUUGGAUUGGACGCCUUGAGAAAGAGCAGGGAGCAGGCUAUGGACCUGAAAGCCAGGCUGGGGCCCCUGAGAGAGGAUAUACAGAGGCUAGAGGUGCAGAGAGCCUGCCUGGUGCAGAGGGUCACUCUGAUGGAGAGAGAGAGGGAGGAGGGCAUCACACAACACAAGGAGACUGUGGAGAAACUAAAAGAGACUUUGAAAGAACUGGAAGUGGAGUUUGCGGUUCAAAGAACAUCUAAGAAAGAUUUGGAGGAUCGUAAUGACGGCCUUCGAAAAGAGCUGACAUUUCUCAGAGGCUGUGAUGAACCCAGUGAAACCAUGGAAGAGGAUCCCUAAUUUUCUGUUUUCAGUAGAUAUUAAGCCUAUUAUCUACACCAGACCAAACCAUGGUAUAGGAUUUACAUUUAAUAUAGAAAAGCUCAUUAUAUGCAGCAUCAUUUUUUUUUGCUUCAAUAGAAUUAACUCUUACCUACAACUUAUCUGGCACACUGUGCCAGGAAGCAAAGCAAAAAGAUUUACUGUAAAUAUUUUAUUAUGAAUAUUCUUAAGUACGCAAGAGAUCAGAUGCAGCACAGAAGAACGCAUAGAAGAAAAGAAAAAAAAACACAUACAAGUGACAAACGCAAUCUGGAAAAUUCAUACUAUGAAUAUCAAGCAAAUACAA